Messenger RNA from Trypanosoma cruzi, 1890 nucleotides. RefSeq lists its product as uncharacterized. Gene Ontology annotation, molecular function: protein binding. The record is from RefSeq and is a predicted model, not a curated record. The transcript has a single exon. NCBI's taxonomy places the organism in Eukaryota, Euglenozoa, Kinetoplastea, Trypanosomatida, Trypanosomatidae. Gene Ontology annotation, cellular component: nucleolus; small-subunit processome; 90S preribosome. Gene Ontology annotation, biological process: maturation of SSU-rRNA from tricistronic rRNA transcript (SSU-rRNA, 5.8S rRNA, LSU-rRNA). The coding region runs from base 1 to 1890 and encodes 629 amino acids.
AUGGUUGCGGGUGCGGCGGUGUCGAAGGAGACGCGGGAGAUUGUGCGACAGCGCAGAGCGGAGUUAAAUGCGGAAAAGUUGGACGAGGAGAAGCGGCAGCUGCGCGGUCGCUGGGUGACGGACAACAAUGCGCUUCAAAAUGCAGAGGCUCGCAAACGCGAACAGUUGCAGCGUCAUGCCCCGAGGCGUGUUGCACGUGUAAAUCUUUUUACAAAAUUGGAAAAGACAGACACGGGGCUGGUGCUUGAGGACCGCGAGGUUGCCGACCGCGUCACUCAGGACGACAUUGUGUCUGCUGUGGACCUUCAAACGCAAGAGAAGAAGUAUGAGCUGCUGCUGGAUAAGUUAGGCCCGUACAAGGUGGACUUCUCCUUGAAUGGCACUCAUCUUCUUCUCGCAGGGAUGCGGGGACACGUGGCAAAUAUUCGCUGGAAGGAUUUUGCGCUCAACGGCGAGGUUCAGCUGAAGGAUCGGGUCGAUGAUGCCAAGUUCCUCGUUGAUCACACUAUGACGGCGCUGGCGCAAAAGAAAUAUGUUUACAUGUACACCAAGGAAGGGUCGGAGAUGCAUAUUCUUUCUCAAAUGGCAAACAUGGACCGACUGGCGUAUCUGCCACGGCACUUGCUUCUUUGCGCAGCCUCUACUCGUUUCAGUGUUAUGCAAUACAUGGACAUCAGCACAGGGCAGGAGCUGGGUGCAAAGGUGCCCGCCGUGGUGCGAGACCCUACCUCCUGCAUGGAUGUCAAUCCGAGCAAUGGGGUGAUAGCGAGCUGUGAUUUGCGUGGCGUGGUGAAGUUUUGGUCUCCAGUUGUGUUGGACCCACUUGUGCAACUCAAGGGUCACAAGGGCGUCAUUGACGACAUCCGAUUUCAUCCAAAUGGCCGAUUUUUCGUGACACUUGGUGGGGAUCACAAAUUUAAGGUGUGGGACUGUCGCACACUGCGUGCCCUGGAGGAGUACGCCGUGACGUACACCUUCAACACUAUCGACAUCUCUAGUUCCGGCCUCGUCGCUAUGGGAGGUGGCACAAAUGUGCAGUUGUGGAAAGGCAUCUUUUCCAGUGCCAAGCCAACGGCACCGUAUAUGAAAUUUGGACUUGGCUAUGGUAAUAUUGCCCGGCAGGUGCGAUUCUGCCCAUUUGAGGAUGUGUUGGGCAUCGGUCACUCCCGUGGCUUUCAGUCGAUGCUCGUCCCUGGCGCCGGGGACGCGAAUCCGGACUUUUUCUACGCCAAUCCACACGAGACGGAGAGGCACCGGAAGGAGCGUGUGGUGUCGACGCUGCUAGACAAACUGCCGCCCGACACCAUUUCCCUUGACAUUCAGGUCCCUGGUGUCAACGAGGCGCGGCUUGCAGAGUAUAAUGAAAAUAUACGUCUUAAUCGAAAGGCGAGGGCUAUUCGCGAAAAGAAGCAACGUCGGGCGGACAAGUCUCUUGCCGACGCCGCCCCGACUGGACUGCAGGUGGGCAAUGACGAUGAGGUGGACGAGGAUAUUGGCUACUGGGAGCGUCCAGCGACGCGGGAGCUAAAGUCUAGGAAGGAGAAGCUGAAGGAGCGGAAGAUGCAGAAGUGGGACAAGAAGGACAGCUCGGACAAGGUACGGUCAAAGCAGACCAUGCGCACCUCCAAGAUUGCGCAACAGCGGCGGGCAAAAGUCCGGCGAGCGGGCCGCCGUGACAAGAGCGAGGAAGAGAGUGAGGAGGAGAAGGGGGAGCGGAAGAGAACGCAGAGUCAACUCAAGAAACGUCGGCGCGAGGAGGCUGAAUUUGCCGACGACGUCCGUUUGCUGCGCGGUCAGCGUCAGCUCUCGGACAAGGAGGGGCACGAAGGCACCGUAGUGUUGUCUUCAUCGGAGUUGAUGCAUAACGCGGCCCUCCGGCGGUUAAUGUAA